AUGCUUUGUCAAUUUGUGAAGUUCUUAGAUGAUUAUGAAGGUGAUGGUCCAAUUACAGUUCUAUUAAGCCAUUGUAGGAUCAAGGAAGCGCAGGGAUCUUAUCCCGCAUCGAUCAGCAAUUCUUUCAAGGCUUCAAAGUUAAUUAUUAACCAGCCCGUGAUGGAGAUUCAAGAAUUCAAUGAACGGCUUGCAGAGUUGGGCAUUGAGGCCCAGUCAGGUUUUAAAUCCCAUGGUGAAGGGAGUACACAGCUUUCAGGUUCUAUCCAAUUAUCAUCAAAAGAAUCAUUCUUUGGCAACGCUGAGGCAAAGACUAUUGUUGAGAUUAACACCAUCUCUGAAGAAAUUGUUUGUGUCACUGUUGGCACAAUUACUAAGAUUGUUCUGGACAAUCAUUCAUGGUGUUAUACAGCUUGCAUUCAGUGCCAUAAAAAAAGUGAUGUAGAGAUGGCGCCCUUUACAUGUGCAUGCGGCAAAUACAAUAAGGAAGUUGUGCUUAGGUAUAGGCUUGAGGUGAUGAUCAACCAGGGAAAUGAAAGCACAAAAUUCCUACUUUGGGACCGUGAAUGCAGUGAAUUAAUUGGCCAAUCAGCUGAUGCAGUUAAUAAGCUUAAAAUUGAAGUGGAUGGUGAUGUUGAUUUGAAUGUUUCACCCCAAGCACUUAAUAAGUUGUUGGGUCAUGAACUUACUUUCAAGAUAAAGGUGCAACCCAAGUUCAGGAAUUCUGCUGUUUUGAAGUGUUCAGCUGACUCGAGCUUGAUAAAUGCUAUGAUGGAUAUGCUAGCUGAUGCUGAGACAUCUUCAAAAAUGGAUAUCCCGGUUUCUGAUUCGAAUCAUUCUGCUCAACAUAAAUUUCAAUCCCUCUCUGUGACAGCAGAUCAUGAUCCCCUGCUUGGACUCCCCUUGACGCCUACAAAGCGGCAGGCAUUUCAGGAUUGUGAUGAUGAACCAGGGAUCUCUCGAAUUUCACCUGCGCAGCUUUCAUUCAACAAAUUAAAAAAACAUGCCUGA
Molecule: messenger RNA, 1008 nt
Organism: Glycine soja
Lineage: Eukaryota; Viridiplantae; Streptophyta; Magnoliopsida; Fabales; Fabaceae
Exons: 9
Coding region: 1-1008 (335 amino acids)
Source: RefSeq, a predicted model, not a curated record